AUGACACCAGCAGUUUUGAUAAUUUUAGUUAUUUAUUUUAUUAAUUUAUGUACGUCAUGGCUACAUUUAAAUACUAUUUCGUCGAUAUAUGUAAAACGCGUCGUAACUGAAAGUUCAAUUUUGAAGAAGACCUGUUUAUUAAUACCAGAGACUGGCCCUUGUCGCGCUGGUAUCCGAAUGUACUAUUUCGAUCCAGCCAAAAAAAACUGCUCCCAGUUCCUUUGGGGAGGUUGUCAAGGAAACGGUAAUAGAUACAAAACUUUGCAAGAGUGUACCGACACCUGUCUGAGUAAAGAGAAUUGGAAAGCUGGACGACCCCGCUGGUGCCACCUGUCGUUUGACUAUGGCUUCUGUUUCGGAGGAAUACGCAGAUACUACUACGAUAGGCUGUACAAAGUUUGCAAAGAAACUGUCUAUUCUGGUUGCGGUGGGAAUAAAAAUAAUUUUUAUUCUUUAGAACAGUGUAAUCAAGUAUGUACUUUGGGUAAUAAACCACUUUCUGGAAAUGCAACGAAGAAACGGACCGGACUGAAAAAAGUACUUAUUAUUAAUCCGUCGAGUACGAUAACUAAGAAAACGCCUGCUACGGGAAAAAGUUCAUGGAUCGAAACUGAUACUACUCCAAAAAUUGACACCACUCAAAAAAUUGAGACCACUCCAAAAAUUGGCACUACAAAACCAACCGAUAAAGGAACUCCAGUACCGGGACCUCGACCAACAAAAAAACACCAUAAAGCUCACUAGAAGUUGUUUUUACGUGAUUAAUUAGCUAUUACUUUUUUUUAUUACAAUAUAAGUGACUGAACGAACACGUUGUGCACCUGAUGGUAAGCUACAUGCCCGUCCAUAACAGUUGCAGUGCCACUCAGAGCUUUUAA
Messenger RNA from Hyposmocoma kahamanoa, 878 nucleotides. RefSeq names its product kunitz-type U19-barytoxin-Tl1a-like. The record is from RefSeq and is a predicted model, not a curated record. Lineage: Eukaryota; Metazoa; Arthropoda; Insecta; Lepidoptera; Cosmopterigidae. Gene Ontology annotation, molecular function: serine-type endopeptidase inhibitor activity. The transcript is spliced from 4 exons. The coding region runs from base 1 to 744 and encodes 247 amino acids.